AUGUCUUCCUCUUUCCCCUUCCUGGCUCUGCCCCUCGAACUCCGCAACGAGAUCUACAAAUACCUUGUCUACACCCCCGCACAACCAGUACCAUACCCGCUCCAACUUCAAAACCCGCCUCCUUACUCUCCUAUAUUCUUAAACCUCUCGAUCUUCCGUGUAAACAAGCAAGUCCACUCCGAGGCAACCCGAAUUUUCUAUUCCACUACAACAUUCACCAUUCGGAUCCUUCUCUCCGAUUGGCAAACAUUGCCCACCAAUACAGCAGCUUCGAGAAGUCAAUUUCAGGUUAUUUACGAGGACCCUUGGUCGGAAGUGAUAUAUACUUAUGAUGAGGAAGGUCGAAUAUGGUACACCGGCUUUCAAAGCUACGGCCCAGGUCCAAAUGUAUGCAAAUUCGUCGAGGAUACCGAAAUAGAAUCGACACCGUCACCAAGAUAUCGAGGUCUUAUACGCCACAUAAGAGUUGAUAUGCUAGAUACCCGAAUCUCAAUGCGACGUCGCGAAAUCUACAAAAUUACGGAUCAAGCUAGAGGAAGAGUUAGAAAGAUCCUUAUGCCUUUUGCAUACCGUCUGCAGCAGAUACUUUCAGGUGCGGGGAAAGAUGUUGAGGUCGAAAUUAAUCUAAUCUCACAGAUUUUUGUGAAAGAAUGCCCGGGGGGAGGGAAUGGAAAUGUUCUUAGGUUCCCCUCGAACUACAAACAAACUAGUGAUGUUCUGGGUCUUUAUAAAGAACUGAUAGAAACGACGUGGCCGUACACGAUAGGACCAUGGAGGUUUAAACUCAACCUACCACAAGAAAUAGAACAGGAGUACUUUGGGUUAGGAAAGGAGGUUAUAAAAUGGUGUAAUGAGAAUGAUGAAGUAUCCGAGGAAGAAAAAGCCGAGUUUAGAGUUAUGAAGACGAUGUUUCCUUAUGUUUGGGUUAUGGAGAAGGGACACUUUGUGGUUAUGGAUGAGAAUUCAGAUCCUUGGGUGGACCACGAAAUGUUUUUCUGA
Messenger RNA from Orbilia oligospora ATCC 24927, 999 nucleotides. RefSeq lists its product as uncharacterized. Bases 1 to 999 code for a protein of 332 amino acids. Lineage: Eukaryota; Fungi; Ascomycota; Orbiliomycetes; Orbiliales; Orbiliaceae. The transcript is spliced from 2 exons. The record is from RefSeq and is a predicted model, not a curated record.